AUGUGGUUAGUCAGUGAGCGUCGGGGCCGAGCCGACGGCGAGGGUUCGGAACACGAGCUGCGAAGUGCGGGAGAGCGCUGGUCGCUCAGCCAGCGCGCCGGCCACAGCACGGUGGAGUUCAAGAGCGCGGCGUGCGCGGGGGCCAGCGAGCCGCCCGCGCCGCCCCUGGCCGCGCUGCCGGACCCGCAGCAGUUCAACAUUUUCCCGGCCUUCUUCAGCCGGCAGCUCAACUUCACGGGUGGAGGUGGCUGCGGCCAAGGCUCCAAGAUCAUGGAAGAGUUGAGGCCGAACUUGGUCGGUGGUCUUCUCGGAGUGCCAGGUUUACUAGAUGAGCACCAGUCGGAUGCCAAGUUCUUACCAUCUGGUGGUGAGAGCAAGUACACUCCUGACAAGGGGCGGAAGUGCAGCAAUGCGUCGUCGUCAUCUGCUGAGGAGUUCGGUGGGCUGUAUGGUGGAGAACACGCGGCGACGCCACCUGCGCCGCCUCUUAGUCGUUCCUUACAGGAUCACUCAGCGGAAGGUGCUUUCAAAAAAUUAAAACCUGAGCCCGGCGGGAACAACACGGGAUCUUCUGGGGGCACGUCAGCAUUAUCACCGGCGCUGGGUCCGCAGCAUGCCGGCCAUACGCCCACAACAGCAUCCUGUCCAACACCUGCAAGACGCCGUCACAGGACCACCUUCACACAAGAACAAUUAGCGGAAUUAGAAGCAGCAUUCGCAAAAUCACAUUACCCGGACAUUUACUGCAGAGAGGAGCUGGCGCGGACGACCAAACUCAACGAGGCCAGGAUACAGGUGUGGUUUCAAAACCGACGCGCGAAGUAUAGGAAGCAAGAAAAGCAGCUGCAAAAAGCAUUAGCACCAGCGGUGCUGCCAGGCUGUAAUGGUAUGAUGCGCAACAUCCAAGGGUACAGAGGGUACCAGCCUUACCCGCACCCUAACACCAUCAACAGAUAUCCACAGCACCAUGGCAGCUACGAGGAGUUACAGAAAGAUAUUUUCUCUCUAUCCCAAAUGGGUGGCGGCUCCUAUCCCAUGCCGCAGGGUUUCUCCAUGGGUCAUAGCGCCAACAUGAGCGCUGUUGGCAUGCGACAGGACACAAUGGGCAUGAGCGCAGAAGACGAGUGGUACAACAAGUCGCUGUCAGCGCUGCGGAUGAACAGCGGCCACCACGCGAACCUGGCGGCGGCGCCCAUGCUGCAGUACCAGACCUAAUCGCUGCUGCACGGCGCCGACUACACGCCGGCGCCGGCGCACGACUAUGCUCCACCGUAGUCGCCGCUGCCUGAACACAGCAUAACUACGAUCAGUAGUUCAACUGCGUACAAUA
Achroia grisella is the source of this 1330-nucleotide messenger RNA. Its product is annotated as homeobox protein unc-42. Lineage: Eukaryota; Metazoa; Arthropoda; Insecta; Lepidoptera; Pyralidae. Gene Ontology annotation, biological process: regulation of transcription by RNA polymerase II. Gene Ontology annotation, molecular function: DNA-binding transcription factor activity, RNA polymerase II-specific; RNA polymerase II transcription regulatory region sequence-specific DNA binding. The transcript has 6 exons. The record is from RefSeq and is a predicted model, not a curated record. The coding region runs from base 1 to 1215 and encodes 404 amino acids.